Messenger RNA from Telopea speciosissima, 633 nucleotides. RefSeq names its product protein LEAD-SENSITIVE 1-like. The record is from RefSeq and is a predicted model, not a curated record. The transcript is spliced from 2 exons. Lineage: Eukaryota; Viridiplantae; Streptophyta; Magnoliopsida; Proteales; Proteaceae. The coding region runs from base 1 to 633 and encodes 210 amino acids.
AUGACGACGACGACGACAGUCCCUCCAUUCUCUCCUCUCGGUGAACGACGACGAGACAAGGAAAUAUUGGUUUAUUAUGGAGUUAUGCCUUCUGCUUUCGUUGCCAAGAUCUGGGGUGGGACAUGUACCACAGCGACAUCUGAUCCCCCAGAAACAGUAAUCCACAGGGCAAUGUAUCUGCUUCAAAAUGGGUUUGGGAACUAUGAUGUGUUCCAAAACAACUGUGAGGAUUUUGCACUGUACUGCAAGACUGGACUUCUGGUCCAUGAUAGUGAGUCAGUUGUGGGUAGAAGUGGUCAAGCUUCUUCUUUCAUUGGUGCCCCUUUGGCGGCACUUCUUUCAUCUCCUCUGAAAUUGUUAAUGCCUGGACUUGUUGGGGUUGCAACUGCAGCAGCUGGGAUGUAUUGUGCAAGCAGGUAUGCUACAGAUAUAGGUGUUAGAACUGAUGUAGUCAAGGUGGCAGUGGAGGACAUGGCCGUGAAACUUGUUCGGCAUGACCCUGAUAGGCAACUGUCAACUGAGGAAUCUUCUAUCAUAGAUCCCACAGAAUCAACAAGACCUUGUCAUUCUAAAUUAACAAAAGUGAUCAUGAACCCUUUAUGCUUAGGCCUUAAGAAGCUGCAUGCAGUUUGA